Molecule: messenger RNA, 4219 nt
Organism: Cokeromyces recurvatus
Lineage: Eukaryota; Fungi; Mucoromycota; Mucoromycetes; Mucorales; Mucoraceae
Product: SNF2 family N-terminal domain-containing protein
Exons: 12
Coding region: 362-3967 (1201 amino acids)
Biological process (GO): positive regulation of transcription by RNA polymerase II
Cellular component (GO): nucleus
Molecular function (GO): histone binding; DNA binding; ATP binding
Source: RefSeq, a predicted model, not a curated record
CUCUCCCCCCCCUCUUUUUAUAAUAACAAAAACAACACAAAUUAUAAUCCAGUCAGGAUAAUAAUAAUAAUAAUAAUAAAAAGGCUGAAGUUUCAGAAAUGAGUUCCUUGACACAAUUUAACUUGGACCAUUUUACUUUUUCUGUACCUGGAAUUAAUUCAGAUUUCAGAAUAACUCAAUUAUUACAAGUAAUCAGCAAGGCUUCAAUUGACUUGAUCUUAAUUUGUUAAUUUGUUAAUUAGUUUUGUUUUUUUAUUUUUUUUAUUUUGUUUUAUUUUAGAGAGCAAGUUUCUUACAAUCACUUGGUGCUACUGAAGAGAACAAUUAUGAAUUAGCUCAAAUUAGACAACAUUUAAAACUCAUGCAAAAUGUUUCACAUGGAGCAAUGAAUUACAAAGAACAAGAAAUACAAAAUGAACAAGGCGUAUCUAUUGAUAUAAUUCAAAAAGAAAAACAGCAUUAUAAUAGUAGUAGUAUAUUUACACCUGAUCGAUUAUCUGCUUUAAAACACCAAAUUAUGGCUUUUAAAUUGUUGUCUAAAAAUACACCUUUACCGCCAAAUCUACAACAAGCUGUUUUAACUCCUUUGAACAAUAACUCUAUAACAAAGCAUAUUAAUAAUCCUAGCUCAUCUGCUUCUAAAGAUGCAUAUGUAUCACCUUUAAGUUUGCUUGUUAAGCCUAUAUCAUGCUAUGCUCAUUCUUCUCGACAUCAUAAAAUACUUGUACCAAGUAUUUUACCUAUUGGCGUUGAUCCAAAGGAACUUAUUUCACAAAGAGAGCAAAGAUUAUUAGUACGUUUACAAGGAUAUCAAAAGAGAGGAAAUACGAUUAAAGAUACCAUUCAAUUCAAAUCAAUCAAAUUGCAUGGUGUUCAAAAAAGGCUACGAAAUGAACUCGUUUCUGGUGUUAUAAAAUCUACAGUUUUAGCAUUGUCCAUGGAUAGAGUCUCUUAUAGACGUAUGAAAAAAGUUUCUUUAAGAGAUGCACGUCAAGUUGAAUACAUAGAUAGACAACAAUAUCAGUCAAGACACCAGAUGUUACAAGAGAUGAAACAGAAUCGUCUUUAUGCUAUCUGUGAGCAUGGUUCUCAAUUGAUUACUCAUGGUAAACUUAAAGAAAGUAAAGCCAUCAAGUUAGGUCGUGCUGUUCUCCAAUAUCAUCAACAUAUUGAAAAGGAAGAACAGAGACAGAUAGAGAGGGUCUCAAAGGAGCGUAUCUUAGCUCUCAAAAAUGAUGAUGAAGAAGCUUAUAUGAAAUUAAUUGACAAAGCUAAAGAUACUCGUUUAACUCAACUUUUGAAACAAACAGGACAAUUCUUGGAAUCUCUUACAAAGUCAGUAAUUGAUCAACAAAAUGAGAAUAAGAGGAUGAUUGCAUAUAAAGCCAGAAAUGAUAUUGAAUAUGAUAUUGAUACAGAAGAUAAUGCAUCUACAGAAGAUUAUUUUCAAAUAUCCCAUAAAGUGUAUGAAGAAGUAUAUCAACCAAGUACUUUGGUGGGCGGUAGACUAAAUGACUAUCAAAUAAAAGGCUUACAAUGGAUGGUUUCUCUUUUUAAUAACAAUUUAAAUGGCAUAUUAGCUGAUGAAAUGGGCUUAGGAAAGACAAUUCAAACAAUAGGCCUUAUUACUUAUUUGGUUGAAGUAAAGAAACAAACAGGCCAUUUUCUUAUCAUCGUUCCUUUAUCGACAUUAACAAAUUGGACAUUGGAAUUUGAAAAAUGGGCCCCUUCUAUAGAAAAGAUCGUUUAUAAAGGAACUCCUCCAGUUCGACGUGAAUUAGCUAAUUGUAUUAAAGCAGGAAAAUUUCAAGUCUUGCUAACAACAUUUGAAUAUAUUAUUCGAGAUAGAUACAUACUUAGUAAAGUGAAGUGGCUAUAUUUAAUUAUAGAUGAAGGUCAUCGUAUGAAGAAUUCUAAUUCAAAACUUACGGUAUGUCUUAGACAACAUUAUCGUACUCAAUAUCGUCUCAUCUUAACUGGCACACCACUUCAGAAUAACUUACCUGAGUUAUGGGCUUUACUUAAUUUUAUUCUUCCAAAAAUAUUUAAAAGUGUAAAAACGUUUGAAGAAUGGUUUAAUACCCCUUUUUCACAUCAGGGUGUACAAGAUAAAGUACACUUAAAUGAAGAAGAGCAACUACUCAUUAUUAAGCGACUUCAUAAAGUACUCCGUCCUUUCUUAUUAAGGCGUCUUAAAUCAGAUGUAGAAGCAGAAUUACCUGAUAAAAUUGAGCAUAUUAUCAAGUGCAAAAUGUCUGUCCUACAGGCAAAAUUAUAUCAACAAAUUAAAAAACAUAAUGCUCUCUUCUUUAGCAAUAAUUACACAGAUAAUACAAAAGGGUCUAUACAAGUGAAGGGUUUAAAUAAUACAGUUAUGCAACUUCGGAAAGUAUGUAAUCAUCCAUUUGUAUUUGAAGAGGUAGAGAAUGCUUUAAAUCCUAGUGGAAAAUCGAACGAAUUACUCUACCGAACCUGUGGCAAAUUUGAAUUAUUAGAUCGAAUGCUGCCCAAGUUAAAGAAGACAGGUCAUCGUGUUUUAAUGUUUUUCCAAAUGACCUUUAUCAUGAGUAUUAUGGAAGAUUAUUUGAAUUGGAGAAAUUAUAGUUACUUGCGUUUAGAUGGUUCAACUAAAGCAGAAGACCGCUCAACUCUUUUACAUGAUUUUAAUGAACCCAAUUCCCCUUACUUUAUCUUUCUAUUAAGUACACGAGCUGGUGGUUUAGGUUUAAACUUACAAACUGCAGACACAGUCAUCCUAUUUGAUUCAGAUUGGAAUCCUCAUCAAGACUUACAGGCUCAGGAUCGAGCACAUCGAAUUGGUCAAACAAAAGAAGUUCGUAUUUAUCGAUUAGUUACAUCUAAUUCAAUUGAAGAACUUAUUUUAGCAAGAGCUCAAUAUAAAUUGGACAUUGAUGGUAAAGUUAUCCAAGCAGGUAAAUUUGAUAAUAGAAGUACAGAAGAAGAUCGUGAAGCAUUCUUGAGAAGUUUAUUAGAAGAUAAAAUGGAUGAAAGUGAGGAUAAGAUAAAUGAAGAAAUAGAUGAUGAGGAAUUGAACGAAAUAUUAAAGCGCUCAGAUAAAGAACUUGCGAUAUUUAAGAAAAUUGACAAGGAAAGAGUAAAAACAGAAGCACAGAUGUAUAAACGAAGAGGAAUUUCUAAACCACUUGAUCGAUUAAUACAAGAGAAUGAGUUACCUGAAGAAUUUUUACAAGAGAAUAAUGUAUUAAUUGAGCGAGAGACUUUAGUUGGUUUUGGACGAGGUCAUAGGGCAAGAGAUGAUGUUCUUUAUGACGAUGGCUUAUCAGAUGAAGAAUGGUUAAAUGCCAUUGAAAAUGGAAAAAACUCAUUACAAGAACUGCAAUCUAAUAGAGCUAAAAAACGAGGUCGUACAACUGAUAUUAAUGAUGAGCAAGAUAUAAAUGUUUAUAGCAGUAAUAAAAAGAGCGGAUUCAAUAAAAAGAUGCAUGAGAUUGAUCGAAAACGUGGAAAAAGCAAACAAAUAUCACCCUUGAUACGACAGCAAUUAACUCAAAUUUUUCAAACAUGCUAUCAAGCAAUAGAAAAUGCUGUUGAAGAAGAUAAAACAACAUACAGACAACGAUGUGAAUUAUUUAUGGAUCUUGUUAGUAAAAAAGAAUACCCUUAUUAUUAUACUCUGAUAAAAAAUCCAAUUUCUAUGAACAUGAUAAAAGAACGUAUUCAUACAGACUAUUAUAGUAACAUACUAGAGUUUGAAAAUGAUUUUCAUCUCAUGUUUGAGAAUGCACGUAUAUUUAACGAAGAAGGCUCAACAGUCUAUAAGGAUGCAGAUGAAAUGCAGAAAAUCUUUGAUAAAGAACUCGAAAAGCAUUGUCCUAAUGGAGUUUUACCAAAUGUAUACCAACAACAAAAUUUAUCAUCCAUCUAUUUAUCAAAUACAACAACAAGAUCCAAAAUAUCGAGAGCAAAAAUGAAUAAAAUACAAUAAAGUCGAAAAAUGAAAUAGUAUGGCAAUAAGUAUGGAUUUAUCUUUAUUAAGUAUCUAUUUUAUAUGCAAUAUCGGGUAUAACAGGGCCUAAAUUAGUCAAUAUAAAAAUAAAUUACAAGGAUUAUAUUAUGUAGUUAUAUAUACAUAUACAUAUACGAAUAAAUAUAUAACAUAAAUCAUAAGCUAUUUUUUUUUUCUUUAAAUAAACUAUUUAUUUCACCAUACACUACUAAUUUUUUUUUCGCUUUACAG